GGGUUUAAAUGGCUGCGGCCGUGGCUGCGGGCUCCCAUCGAGCGACAUGGAGGGAAUGCGCUGCUUGCUUGUCAUCGCUGUUUUCGGUGGAAGCAAAUUUGCUAACUCAGCAUCGCCAACUUACGAUUAUGAAGCUCAAGGGCCGCGCACCUGGCCACGCACCUUCCCCAUGUGUAACGGCAGCAUGCAGUCGCCCAUAGACGUGCCCGAGGAGCGCGCGCUGAGCAGCGAGCUGCCGCCGCUCGUCUACCAAGGCUACUGGGACCGGAGAGUAGAGGCCACGCUCACCAACACCGGUCUCACAGCCGAGGUGUCGGUGGAGGACUGGCCCACGCCGGCCACGCUGUCCGGCGGCCCGCUGCGAGGCGUCUACCAGUUCUCCAACCUGCACUUCCACUGGGGCCCCAACUCCUCCGUGGGCAGCGAGCACACGCUCACCGGGGAGAGAUACUCCAUGGAGGCGCACGUGGUUCACUUCAAGCAGGAGUACGGCAACGUGACGAACGCCUACUCCUAUCCAGAUGGCAUAGCCGUGGUGGCGUUCUUCCUGGAGGUUGACUCGUGGAUCCCCAACCUGCAGCUGAGCAGGCUGGUGGAGGCAGUGAUGCAGGUUGAGCAGCUCGACUCCACCGCGACCCUGCCACUUCGCGACGCCACCAAGUGGUUCCACCACGACGCCACCGAGAGCGAGUACUACACGUACCAGGGCUCGCUGACCACGCCGCCGUGCUACCAGGUGGCCACCUGGAUCAUCUACCCCUCGGUGAUCAGCAUGGCCGAGCGACAGGUGGCUGUGUUCCGCCGGCUGAGGUCCACCACGGGCUCGAGACUCACGAGCAACUACCGCCCGAUUCAGCCGCUCAACGGCCGGGAGGUGGAGUUCGCGGAGGGCAACUCCGGCCAACUGAACCAUCUGGGAGAGGGAUACGUGCGUGUCUGAGAAGCAGUACCUUCUUCCACACAAGCCCCACCUCAACCAAUUCACAGUAGCUUGCAUGUCGGCGAGUGGUGUCGGCUGAAAUGCCAGUCCGUGCUUUCUUUAAAGCUUACUGAUUUUACUCAUUCCACAAUUAAAUUAAGACUGCACGCAAUGAAUACUAUAUGCCCACAGAAAUCAUUAACUGUCAGAAAUAUCUAGUAAUAUACGCGUAACUCUAUUUGUUUAUAAUAUUAGAUAUUGCAUUUAGGGAUGAGAUAAGUAAGAUACUUUUGCAAUUCAAAGCAACACUAUUGUAUGUAUAUUUUUCAUGAUAUAACCUGUAGAAUAAUGCUUCUGGAUAAAAAUAAUAUAUUAUUAAUCAGUUAUUUACUUUAACUUUUAAUUACCAGUACUUUUCGCUGCAGAAAACAAUUUAUUGCAAUAAAUAAACAUGUAAAUUAUAAUUUAUUUCAUUUAUUUUAUUUUUAUAACUGAAUAAUUAUUUUCUGUGAAGUCAAUGAUCUGAAAAAGUAAUUUUUAAUGAUAUUUUCUUAUGUCAAAAAAUUUUAAUUAUGUUUUCAGCCACUGUUAAGGUUUGUGUAAGUAGAUCUUCGUUUUCUUCAUUUUUUUUUGUCAAGAGUAAAUAAUUAAUUUAAGAAGACAACUAACAUCAAUCUACAAAACUUUGUAAACAUUCAGAAAUUUUAAUUUAUUUCGCUCAUCAAUGUGCUUUUGGUUAUGUAUUAAUAUUCAGGAUCACAAUAGAUAAUUAUGGAAUAAAUAAUUAAAAUGUA
Molecule: messenger RNA, 1713 nt
Organism: Bacillus rossius redtenbacheri
Lineage: Eukaryota; Metazoa; Arthropoda; Insecta; Phasmatodea; Bacillidae
Product: carbonic anhydrase-like
Exons: 7
Coding region: 47-940 (297 amino acids)
Molecular function (GO): zinc ion binding; carbonate dehydratase activity
Source: RefSeq, a predicted model, not a curated record